Molecule: messenger RNA, 935 nt
Organism: Cryptomeria japonica (Japanese cedar)
Lineage: Eukaryota; Viridiplantae; Streptophyta; Pinopsida; Cupressales; Cupressaceae
Exons: 1
Coding region: 191-766 (191 amino acids)
Source: RefSeq, a predicted model, not a curated record
CCUCCACAAGUUUGACUCCAGAGAAGGCAAAGAACAUUAAAGAGAAAGGAGAAAGGCAUUUCCACAAGUUUAACAAGUCUAUUAAAAUCUCUCUUUCAUUCCAGAGAGAAAAGAAAAAUAGAGAUUGUGGAUUGUUUGCUCCGUUAUUAAAAUCUUUUAUUCAUUCAAGAGAGAAAACAAAAACAGAAGGAUGAGACGCGAGGGAAGACAACAUGGCUAUGUGCGAAACCACCUAACAACAAAGAUGAAGAUGAUGGUGGAAGAUGGAGUGAAAGAGAGGGAUUGUUGUUCCAAGGGGAAGGGGAAGGGGAAGUGGAAGUGCAGGGGGAGGGGAGGAUGUAGGUAUUGUGAGUUGGAGCCCGCCUCGAAAUCGAGAGGAAAGACGAAGGGACUCCGCAAGCACACCUCCACAGACCUCCUCUCCAGUUAUCGCGUGUAUGCAUGGAGAGUGGUGAUGGAUCACAACAACCCAAAUCGUCUUUCUUCUAAUAUCGGUCAAUCCUCCUCUGAUUUCAUCUCUUCUCUCGCUCAAGGAGAUGAUGAGUAUUUGGAAGAUGAUGAUGACAUCUCUCACACUUUAACAGAGGAGGCAGGGGAAGAAGUGAUUGAGAGUCCUCAUGUGCAGGAAGAAGAAGAAGAGAAACUUGAGGAGGUGGAGGUCACCGAAUUCAGCUCUUGUGACAGCGAAUCGUGGACAACAGAAAAUCUGUGUGAGACUGAUUUGGAGGAGUGGUGUUUGGUUGAUGAGAACAUUCAGUGUAUAUGAAUAUAAUGGCAAUCUGCUUAUUGCCUAAUAUCAUCAACCUGCAAUUUCACAUUCCUUUGAUGUAACCCUUUUUUAUUUUUAUUUUUAUAAUGUAAAUAUUGAUGUCAUUAUUAUGUAAAUAUUGAUGUUCUUAUAUGUAAUAGUAAGUCUACAUGCACACAUUCCUUUA